AUGGCUGCCGCUCACCCCAAGCGUGAGAGCAACUGGCAAGACUGUCUGUCGCAGGCGGAGGCCGAGUCGAUUGUCAGCCAGUACAUCACGAUCCUUGAACAUACCGACGUGGCUACAGCCAAUGCCACGGCACAGAGCCUUCUCGACCCGAACUACACCGAGACCAGCGACUCGAUCUUGUCGCUCGAAGGACAGCCGCUCGGAACCGCCACCUUCGUCGGCAAGGACGUGUAUAUCGAGGGGGUGCUCAAUUCACCAGGUUUAAAUGGCAUUACCACCCUCGAGAUCCUCGUCGCAGGCUGCACCAAGAUCCUGUGGUAUUGGAACUUCUUUGGGGUUGGCAGUGGUCAAUAUGAGGUCAAGGGCUUCAAUCUGUUCACCAUCACACCGUCGUUGCAGAUAGGGCAGGUCAAUCUCGAGUUCAAUUCCAUCGCUUGGGGUCUGGACACGGGGUAUCAGGUGAUCUCUCCCUCGAGUGCAGCUCCCACCCGCAAGUGA
Fonsecaea erecta is the source of this 498-nucleotide messenger RNA. RefSeq lists its product as hypothetical. The record is from RefSeq and is a predicted model, not a curated record. The coding region runs from base 1 to 498 and encodes 165 amino acids. The transcript is spliced from 2 exons. NCBI's taxonomy places the organism in Eukaryota, Fungi, Ascomycota, Eurotiomycetes, Chaetothyriales, Herpotrichiellaceae.